Molecule: messenger RNA, 5951 nt
Organism: Panicum virgatum (switchgrass)
Lineage: Eukaryota; Viridiplantae; Streptophyta; Magnoliopsida; Poales; Poaceae
Product: mechanosensitive ion channel protein 2, chloroplastic-like
Exons: 12
Coding region: 4053-5684 (543 amino acids)
Biological process (GO): transmembrane transport
Cellular component (GO): membrane
Source: RefSeq, a predicted model, not a curated record
CAUUCGCAUUUCGCAGGGCGGAAAACAGGAAAAUUCCCCAUCUGUGCCUCGUGAUCUCCGGUCCCCUCCAACGCCGACUCGCCGUCGCCUCCAACCCGACCGGCGACCGCGCGUCCCCGACGCCCUCAGCGCCCGCCUCUCGCGCGACACCGUGGCGACUAGUGUUUCCUAGCACCGCCUGCAUCCCCCACCUCCGACCGGGUCCGCAGACGUCGGUGUCCUUCGCAUUCCUCCGCUGUGCACGUCGUCAGGCCGGCGAUCUCCGCUCCCCCGUCGUUGGCUCUCUCCCCGAGGGAAAUCCCCUCUUCACCCGUCCGUCGUGUUCCUCCGGCCGUCCCAGCCGCAAGGAGGUAGGGGCCGACGGCUUCCCCAUCUCCCUACCCCAACAGCAAAUUCCUCUGUUCGCGAGGUGAGGGGAAGCUAGCACAUGUGACACAUCAGUGACAGAUAGAAGUCUGUGUCCACUGGAUGUGAAUUGUGAAUUUCAUUCGAUUUGAGUUGAGAUGGCUGUUGGAUUGACAUCCCAGCUGUUCCUAAGGCUGCCUGCUUCUCACAUAUUUUGCCAAAGGAACAAAUUUAGGAGCCAUCAGAUGAGGAGUUCUCUUCCCUUGUCAUCCACUUCGUUUCCUUCAAUUGCUGAUGUAUGCUUUCUUUCUUUUCAAUUGUUAAGCUAACAGCACUGUUCAUUCAUUCUAAGACCAAAUUUUGAAGGGGUUGUGACUAGGGAUGCUUCUUUUCUCAUGCUCUGUCAUAAGGCAUGUAACUGUUCAUUUAUCCUUUUUUGUCACCUUUCUGUUGUUUCAAAAUUGGAAUUACAAUCAGUUUAGCUGUAGCAAAUGGUUCUUUCAAGUGUGUGUAUAUUUUGACAGAAGAAUUAAUGAAAACUAACCAUUACCUCUUUUUCUUUCAUGUAGUUGUAAUACAUAACUCCGCGUAUAUCAUGAUAUUAUUUUUCAAAACUUUUUUUAUUUUGAAAUAUUUUCUGAACAAUUUAAACUUAUUCCAAAUUCCAAAAGAAUGUGUUGAGUAUAUUUGGUAGUAUAGGAAAUAUCUCGGGGGGGGGGGGGGCAUUACCACUAUAUGUUCACCCUCAAGGCUCAAUGUAAUACAGACCACAAUCAUACGCAAUCUAUCCUUCCUACAGAAUGAGGCAUUUGGGUGUAUUUGGUUUGAGUUGUGUAGAGAACACAGCCACUCAGAAUAUCAAAAGGCAUUAGUCAUACUCACUAGGAAAUAAAGUUAAGCAAUAUGCUGCUGCUUUUGGGUGUAAAUGUAUUUCUUUGAACUAAAGGCUUAUCUGCGUGCCUUUUGAUCAAUCGGUUACAUGAAACAUACUUCAUCAUAUUUGUUGAUAGGUUGAGAAAUAUCAAAUAAGGCUCUUUAUAUAAUAUACUCCCUCCAUUCACCUUUGAUAGAUAUAUUUCAAAAAUUCAAAUGUUCAUAAAUGAUAGAUAUAUUUGCUAAUGCCGACGGGGGUUCUUGUGGAAGGGCCACAAAGAUGUUAGAGGCGGCCAUUGUCUCAUUGCUUGGCCUAAGGUGACAAGGCCAGUUGAGCUUGGUGGUCUUGGCAUUACAAAUCUGCAGCAACUUAGUUGGGCCCUCAAUUUGCGGUGGUUAUGGUUGCAGAAGACCGAACCCGACAAGGUGUGGAACUUCUUUCCUGUCCAUGCACCAAAGCAGGUCAAGGCUUUCUUCUCAGUGGCCAUUGUUUCUGAGGUUGGAAAUGGAAAAAACACUUGUUUUUGGUCGGACAGAUGUCUGCAUGGACAAAGAUUGGAUCAAUUACUGCCUCAUUUGUUUGCUGCAAUAGCACCUAGAGCUCGGAAGAGAUCGGUGUUUGAUGCCUUGGAUGAUGCGCGUUGGAUCUCAGACAUCAAAGGAGCACUCACUCUAGAAGUUCUUGCGGAAUACCUUGAAUUAUGGGACUUCCUCUCUAAUUUUUCCUUGCAAGCAGAAGUGGAAGAUGUUCAUGUGUGGCAGUUUUCUACCACUGGACAGUACACCAACAAAUCUGCCUAUGAGGCUCUUUUCAUUGGAGCUACUAGCUUUGGCCCCUGGAAACAGAUUUGGAAGAGUUGGGCUCCAGGCAAGUGCAAAUUCUUCCUUUGGACAGCUGCUUUGAACAGAAUUUGGACUGCAGAUCGCCUGGCCAGGAAAGGUCUUUCCCACCCUGCUGCCUGCCCUCUCUGUGAUCAGGCUGAGGAAACUGCGGAUCACCUGCUGGUUGCUUGUGUCUUUUCCCGACAAGUAUGGUUCAUGGUCUUGCAAACAUACUCUCUACAAACCUUGGCUCCACUGAAUGACCUCUCUUUUUUUGAUUGGUGGAUGGCCGCUAGCAAUAGAGUGGAUGGUCUGGUUAAAAAAGGCUUUGACUCCAUUCUUAUUUUGGGAGCCUGGACCAUCUGGAAGCAUCGCAACCGCUACGUCUUUGAUGGGAUUACUCCUGAUGUGUCUUGUGUUGUCUCGGUCAUCAAAGAGGAUCUAAGACAGUGGUCCUUUGCUGGGGCUCGAGGAGUGUCACAUGUCCUCGCCCUAGGAAAUCAGGUGGUUUAGGUGCUUGUCUCGGUUCUUGUUGGUCAGGUCUCACCCCUUGUGUGUGUUCUUGUAAUAGCUCUUAAGGGGUCUGUCUUGGGCUUGGUACAGGCCCUAAUUGUACCUUUUGGGGCUCUUACCCCUCCUUUCUUCUUAAUAUAUUGAGGCGCAGUUCUCCUGCGCUUUUGAGAAAAAAAAAAAGAGAACUACUAACUGAUGUUGAUAAAUGUUGUGUAUUUAUCUGUGCUUGCAUUCAUCACACAUGCUUCACUAAGCAACAAUGCUGUUUAUAAAAUCAUAAUCCACUAUGUCUCUCCAAACAUAGACUUGGGGGGAUUGUGGAGUCAAAAUUUGUUGGCCUUAUCAAAACGCCAUUUGCACUUUCAUUGCUAAAACUACUUUACAACAUUGUAUUUUACAGUUUUAUCAACAAUAUUAUUUUCAGAUGUGUGCCUUGGAGACUGAAAGCAUAAAACUUAGAAUUAGGUAUCAAAGAAGACUGUAGAACCGAAACUUGACGUACUUUAUGCUUUAUAGUAUAACUAGCAUAAUGCCCGUGCGUUGCUACGGGUAACAUAAUAAACCUACAUAAUACUACCAAAACUUUAUGCUCUUUCACUUCCUGUACAGGCCGUGUCAUGAUCGUGGGAGGCAUUCAUUGUCCGGGUUCUGAUUAGGAUUCCGAUUAAUUUGUCCCGGUUCCAAUUAGGAUUCCGAUUGAUAUGUCUGGUUCCGAUUAGGAUUCCAAUUGACGGACCAAGGAAACAUUUCUUGCUUUAGAAAUAGUAGAGAUAGAGAUGUGUAAUCCACAGCCUUCUCUUAUUUCCAUCCUACCUUGAGUGUUGCCAUUGGUUCCAAGAUUUGUUCCAUGAUAUUAUUGUUGUAUAGAAAUAAUUCUGUUUUUUUCCUUAUAAUUUGUGCCACUGCAGUCGUUAAUAGCAAUGUUGCUUGGACAUGGCUGUGGGUGUCAGAGACUGAUUCGUGUGUAGGUGUCUGACUCAGCAAAGGGGUUGGGAUUCAACAAUGGCGUGGUGUGCAACUGGACAAAUCUUUUUUAGAAAUGAUGGUGUCCAAGUUAUACCGAUUAAAAAGUGCACUGAUUUCGCCCAACUGUUGUAGAUCUUACAUAGUAACUCAUGUUUUUAUUUUAUUUGUUUCUGUUUUUGCAGCGACAAGAUUAUUGGGGUCAUUAUGUGUUGGAGAGUAACUACAGGCUCAUGCCUUAUAUUCCUAACAGAUAUAGAUCUUUGGGCUUUAGGUCUUUUGCCUUGCCAGUUCCUUUGCAGGAAAAUCCUCUUAUCAAGAGCACGUCAUUAGCACUGACUAGGUCAUGUGAUACUUUACUUGCAAAUCCUGCUACUUCGCUUGUGUUCACUGCAGUUGGAAUUAUUGUGUUUGCUCUAUGGGGUUUUUUGCCUCUAAUGCGGGAUAUUAGAAACCGUUUUGAUGUAUGCUUCUGUUACAUGCAACCAUAUUUAUAUGAUUAUAUACUGGGCUAGCUAAAUAUAUGGCAACACAUAAUGGACCUUGCAGCAUGGAGGCAACUGGAAGAAGAGCCGUACUUAUUUAGUUUCUUCGUCCUACCUUCAACCUUUACUUCUCUGGACAGGAGCAACACUAAUCUGCAGGGGUUUGGAUCCAGUUGUGUUGCCUUCAGCAGCAAGUCAAGCUGUGAAAACGCGCCUGAUAACUUUCGUGAGAUCAUUAUCAACUGUCCUGGCUGUUGCUUAUAUUCUCACAAGGUGCAGAUACUACAUUCUAUGAAAAACUUCAGGUGUUGUUUCUUGACUCAGCAGGUACAGAAGUUUCUUGUGGAUAUGCGUAAUCCCAAUGAUACAAGAAAUAUGGGAUUUGAUUUUAUCACAAAAGCUCUUUAUACUGGUAUUUGGAUUGCUGCCGUUUCUCUCUUUAUGGAAUUGCUGGGCUUCAAUACCCAGAAGUGGAUAACUGCUGGAGGUUUUGGGACAGUAUUGCUUACACUUGCUGGUCGUGAGAUUUUCACUAACUUCCUCUCGAGUGUCAUGAUCAAUGCUACAAGACCAUUUGUAGUCAAUGAAUGGAUCAAUGCAAAGAUAGAUGGUGUUGAAAUCUCUGGCAUUGUCGAGCAUGUUGGUUGGUGGUCUCCAACAAUUAUUAGAGGUGAUGAUCGAGAAGCGAUAUACAUUCCUAACCAUAAGUUUACAGUUUCUAUAGUAAGGAACAACACCCAGAGAACCCAUUGGCGUAUUAAGACCUAUCUUGCUAUAAGCCACAUGGAUGCUGGAAAAAUUGGGGUUAUUGUUGCAGACAUGAGGAAAGUGUUGGCAAAAAAUCCACACAUAGAACAACAGAAGCUGCAUAGGAGAGUAUUUUUUGAGAAAAUUGAUCCGAAAAAUCAGGCACUUAUGAUUUACAUAUCCUGUUUUGUGAAGACAUCGCAUGUCGAGGAGUAUCUCAAUGUCCAGGAAGCUGUUAUGUUGGAUCUUCUUAGAAUAGUUGGCCAUCACAAAGCAAGGCUUGCUACCCAAAUUCGAACGGUUCAGAAAUCAUAUGGCAAUGCAGACUUUGAUAACAUUCCUUUUGGAGAGGACAUGUAUAGCCGCACCCGUGGCCGUCCACUUCUGAUCGAUACAUCUGCGAGGAUCAGUGAUGACAAAGCCAAACCUCGACAGGCACUGUCACGUGAGGACCAGAAAGGGAAGACAAAUGGUUCGGUACAGAUCAAAUCCGCUACACUUGAAAAUCGUAAUGUAAGCAACUCUGAAAAGCAGGAACAGAAAAAAUUGGUAACUGAAGAUGCUAGGAUGAAGAACAGCAAGAGUGAUAACGUGACACCAGUAAUACCGUCUUCAGAUGCUGUUUCGUCAACUUCUAAGACUGGUAAAGGGAAGGCACAGGAACUUGAGGCCACUGAACGUCAAGGAGAUGGUUCCGUGUCGUUGCCUAAUCCGAAGAAAGAAUCUAGUCCAGCUUUCGAAGACAACAUUGUUCUGGGCGUUGCUCUCGAGGGCUCCAAGAGGACGCUGCCUAUUGAAGAAGGAAACCCUUAUCCAUCACACACCAAGUCUGAGACUGACACCGUAGAGGCUGCUUCAUCACCGAAGGAAAAGAUAGCUCAAAGACCGAAAAUUUCAGGUCAAGAGAGGACUGACCAGAGGAAUGUAGAUAGGUGAUCCGAGUUCAGAUCGAACCCUUAUGAAGAAUUGUCACCAAGCCUACCUUUUUUUGUGCGCUGGUGCAAAUGCGAUGUGAUCCGCAUCAUUCAUGUGUGUUCAAGGUGUAAAUUGCUGCUGAUGAUUAUUCUGGGAACACAACUUGAAAUAUAUCUAUCAGUCCUAUUGUAUAGGCUUGUAAAAGUUUCAAGGGAACAUACAUUUUGUACAUGCACUGCAGCAACUGAUUUAAGUUGGUUUUUGCAUGGGCAUGCAUGCGCUGCAGCA